This is a messenger RNA of Schizophyllum commune H4-8, 635 nucleotides long. RefSeq lists its product as uncharacterized. The record is from RefSeq and is a predicted model, not a curated record. Bases 114 to 446 code for a protein of 110 amino acids. NCBI's taxonomy places the organism in Eukaryota, Fungi, Basidiomycota, Agaricomycetes, Agaricales, Schizophyllaceae. The transcript has a single exon.
GACGACGAAUGUCAACUUCGGGAAUACGUCCACUGAGCGCCAUGUCGCUCCUUGUUCUCUUCUCUUCCCAUCAUCACGACAUCUCACGCAAGGAGCAGCCGUGUUUCUGAACGAUGAGCGGGAAGGCGGGCGGCUGGUCAAUGCUCGGUCAGGUUGUCCUCGUGUUGAUUCAGCUGCGAUACGAAGGAACCCGCAUCUUCGUGCACCCUGCGUGCCCAAAGCGCGCACGAUGCGACGAACACGGCCCUCUGUCCUCUCUCCUGCGCUCCAGCCUCAGGCUGUUCACGCUGAAAUCUGCCGUCUCUAGGACCGGCACCAGCCAAGCACACAUUGUCAUCCUCAUCCAAUACAAGUGCGCUUCGCUUCCAUUGCGCGGGGUCACCCGCCUGCCAUGCGGGUACGACAGCCGCACUGAGCAUGCUUCGAAGCGAGCAGGAUCGAUAUGAAUAACAGCAGGCGCCGCGCGACCAAGCUCAGGCGCCCUCCUUCGGACCGCGCCUACAGAGUGGCCGCGAUCCCCAACAACAGCCGCGCAUCCGCUCCUGGGGUCCUACGCAAAGAAGACCUCGCUAUCCGUCGACGCGAAGCUGCACAAGUCUACAAGUGUAGCCCAAUUUCGCCUCGCAAGAAUACCC